Aspergillus fumigatus Af293 is the source of this 1404-nucleotide messenger RNA. Its product is annotated as putative extracellular salicylate hydroxylase/monooxygenase. Gene Ontology annotation, molecular function: FAD binding; monooxygenase activity. The record is from RefSeq and is a predicted model, not a curated record. Lineage: Eukaryota; Fungi; Ascomycota; Eurotiomycetes; Eurotiales; Aspergillaceae.
AUGAAGAUUGCUAUCAUUGGAGCAGGCAUCUCCGGAUGCGCCGCCUAUCUGCAGCUCCAGAAACACCUCCCCGGAUCCCACACAAUCACCAUCUACGAAUCUCACGAUACCAGCAAGGAUCGCAAAUUCGACGCGUCCAAGGGUAGCCAAGAAGAGGAUGCUACGCAUUCAUCUACUCUGAUUGUCGGCGGCGGUCUAGGUAUUGGGCCGAAUGGUUUGCAUGUUCUCAAGCGUCUCGACGAGGAUCUCCUCCGCGACAUUGUCCGGGGUGGCUAUGUAGUUCCGCACGGAAAUCUCAAAAGCAAGCACGGCCGUCUCCUUAUACGUAUGGACAAUUCUGCUCCAGGCGUGGGAGAUGAGCCGCCGAUGCACAUGGUCGGUUGUAGUCGCGAAUGGCUAUGGCGGUGUCUGCGCGCGCGGAUCCCGGACGGGGAUAUAGUGACGAAGCGUGUGGAACGGGUCGUCGCCAGUCCUGAUCACCGGAAUACCAUCUACUUCAAAGACGAAAGCCCGUCUGUCGAAGCGGAUCUGGUGAUUGGAGCCGAUGGAAUCAAAAGCGUAGCUAAACGGGCUCUGUUCCCAGAGGCGGAGGAGGACCCGUUUCCUCCUCAUUAUGAGGGUGUCUGCGGAAUUGGUGGCUUCCUGCCGUCCAGCGAGGUCAAAGAUCUUGUUGAGAAAGGAUCCAUGAACUUCAUCUUCGGCGGAAAUGGCUUCUUUGGCUACUUCUUCAGCACCAGUUCGUCGAUCGCUGCGCACCGGGACUCGCCGCACCAUGUCUCUGAGCCGGGUGAUCUUCUUGCCUGGUGGUCGACGUAUUCUGUCGAUGAGUGCCCCGACCCCAACCUGGACAUGGAUGAUGUCCUUCAGCAGCUGCAAAAGCGACAUGAACACUGGGGAGAUCCCGUCGUGCAAAAGGUUCUCAAGUCAGCACGCGUGAAGAGUAUCUAUCCGACCUGGACAUCGCCACAGCUACCGACGUGGGAGCGGGACGGCGUAGUCUUGGUGGGGGACGCGGCACAUGCGCUGCCGUCAAGCUCGGGGCAGGGAUCGUCCCAGGCACUGGAAGAUGUAGAGUCGUUUGCGAAGCUUUUGAGUUACUUCCUUGGCAAGGCGGACGACAGUGACAGUAGUGUCCGCGAGUGCAAGGAGGCAGUCAAGUUAGCUGCCAAGCAGUACAUGGAUCUACGCCGACCGCGGGUUCAGGCCAUCCUCGACGACGCGAGAAAGAGACAAAGCAAAAAGCGGGAUAUGGGGGUGAUCGAGGAGUACUUGAUGUAUUCAAUCAUGUGGAUUAUGGGCUUCUUUCCGAGCGUGAUGAACAGUUUCGCGCAGCAGGUCUUUUCAUAUAAUGUUGCCGAGCAUGUGGACCAAGUGAUUGCCGAGAUGGAUGCAUCCAGGCAUUGA